Molecule: messenger RNA, 5664 nt
Organism: Stylophora pistillata
Lineage: Eukaryota; Metazoa; Cnidaria; Anthozoa; Scleractinia; Pocilloporidae
Biological process (GO): Ras protein signal transduction
Cellular component (GO): plasma membrane
Molecular function (GO): guanyl-nucleotide exchange factor activity
Source: RefSeq, a predicted model, not a curated record
ACCAAGGUGUUGUUUUUCUCAGGAAAAAGCACUUUAGAGUUCUACUUUCCCUUGUGCAUUUACGAACAGGUUGCGGGAGAGGGUGGAAGAGAGUGUAUUUCGCUUUGGACGGCGCAGAUGCCAGUUUUAGCGUCCACGCUCUGGGGUAGAUCUUAUCGAGUAAUGACUAAUCAUCGGAGUUCAUUUGUGGCAUGAAUGACAACGACGUGACAGAAAGCAUCAAGAAUCAAUAUCUAGAUAUUUUGCGAAAUUCGACUCUGAAAUCCUACACUAAUUAAGCGACUGAUGAAUUCUUUGCAAGAUUGGAAUCACGACGCUUUGUAGUUCCCUUUGUUUACGGAGAACGUUGCAGGAACUCUCUGUGAUCGCUAUCGGCAGAAUACCUUGAGAAAUUAUCGUCUGACGCUAAGUAUUAUAGCGGGGAGCAAUUCUCUAAUUAAGGUAAACUACUCAGGGUGGAAGCCACUGAGGUUUUUCUCGACCAUUGAUUUCGUUGUGUUCAUCUUUGAGGUGUCAACGUGGUGUGAAUUUCAUCCUCUUUGGAAAUUAUUUGUAUGACUGUUAUAAACUGUGUGCGAAAUACAGACCAAAAAUCGACCAAAGUUGGCGGCGAUCGUAAAUUAUAAUUUGACUUUACUUAUGUAAAUCGCCUAGUGCUCUGUUGACGCGGAAUCAGAAACUAUGGCAUCUCCGAUCAAACGAAUGAUGAGUUUACGCGAGACGAAGGUUAAUAAGGUGAAUGUUGAGUCGCCUUCUCCAACUACAAAUCGAAAGCCAAAAAUCUUGAAAAUUCUACGCAGACAAUCCUUUAAUCAAGGUAGGAAGCGUAGUAAUGACGAAGCUAUCACUCGUUCCGCUCCAGAAGUGGUCGACGAUCAACAGAAUGUACCGAAACCGGUUGUGAAAUCGCCGAAUCAAACCCGCGAUUUGGAAGCCUUUCAACAGUAUCACAAAGAACUACGCAGCGCAGUUCAGUAUUUUAUUCUCAUUUUGAACAAUUACAAGAACAACAUGGACAUUGUGAUGGCGAAAAUCCCUGACAACACUUCGAUCGUGUUAGAAUCAGUCAUCAAUAUCGACAAUAUGCUUGAUACAUGCCUACGGCUUCACAGUAGUAACACUGAUCUGUUACCUUAUAGAAAAUCAAUUCAUAAGCGAAUGGCCGAGCUUGUUCGAUGGAGCGAUCAGCUUUUGGUGCGCGGCAACGUGAAAGGCAAUCUCGAAGAAGGAGUCGAAUGCGUUAAAGAUCUCGAAGCGAGCGUGCAGGAAUUAGUGGAUUUAGCAAUUCCGCGGCUUAGAAAACGGGAACUAAACGAUGAAAUCCGAAACUCGAUUUUUAUGUUCGAAGGAAGCAGUGAAAGUAUUCAAAUUCCAGUUGUCGAAUCGGACUAUGGACAAUUAUGUAAUCGAAGAGAUUCUGGAAUCAGCGAAGGGAGUCUUGUCGAUGGUUCUUGUCACGAUUCCAGUUCUUCGAGGGCUUCUCCGGCCACUUCUCGUGACUCAGGUCGCGGUUCUUACAACUACAUCCUCGAUCAACCCGAUACAGCUCAUCAUAAUGGUUACCUAAGCCCUCCUGAACCUCCCGUUCGAGGACGGCAGUCGUUUAGAAGCACUUCAAAUUACAACUAUCAGCGCAAUCCUGCCAACUUAAAAAACUCUGACUGGUCACUUAGCCAGGCUAGUGACUCAUCCAGCUAUCGCUCUCUUCCACAGUCAUCAGUUAGUUCACAGGAUGAGUUCAAUAGCCAUGCAUUUCUAUCUGCAUCAAGCUCAGUAGAGGAAGAAGGAUCUUUCUUCUCUGCUGAUGAUCGUGAAGAGCCAGACAGCCCCAUAAUUCAAGCCUCUUUCUUGGGAUACAUAGAGAAUCAUGAACAGUCAACACCAAAGAAGAAAUCAUUCCAAGUGUACAUUGAACUUGUUGGAAAUUACACUCAGCCUGCUGAUGGGAUCUUAAAACGACCAUCGUCUGCCUACGAUGGCUACCAGGAAAGUUUUAGAAGGAGUAUCAGUGCGAAUGCUAAUUCUCCCACCUCACCUGUGCUCAAAAAAGAAAUGUUUGCCUUUCGCAAUGUGGCAGAUUCAGAACGUUCUCAUUCUCUUCCAACCCUGCAAGGAAGUACUGGAAAGCUCUCACCUUCCCACCAAAUCAAAACAAAUGGUACCCUCGACUAUAACAAAAAUGUCAGAACAGAUUCCCAGAGGAAAAAGCUACUUCCGCUUGAAGAAGAACGGUCUCGAAAGCAAAGUAACACCAGCAGUAGCUCAAGUAGUUUGAGUGGGACAGAAGAAGAGGAUGUCAAUACCCCUGCUCUGGAUUGCUUGGAUGUUUCUAGGUUUCUUGUCUAUCGUAGUGAUGAUGAUGAUGGACCAACACUCGUUGGUGGAGCUAUCGAUGCACUCAUUGUCCAUGCCAGUGGUUCAACUAAGAAAGACCUGGUUUACUAUGAAGCUUUCCUCACCACCUAUAGAACUUUCAUUUCUCCAAAGGACCUAAUCACCAAGCUUCUCUAUAGGGAGAGAAGGUUUCGGGAGAAAGGUUCCAAGAGAGCCAGCCAAAACGCUUUCUUUUUGCUUCUCAGAGUUGUUGACGAGUUGACUGGAAAAGUUGAGAGAAGCAUCUUGGAGCAGCUAAUGAAAGAAGUGUAUCGCCUUCUUGUCAAUGGAGACAUUGUUCUUGGAAAGAUUUUGCGCGACAAAAUGUUACCAAAAUGUGACAACUACUACCGGUCACGUUCUCCUUCCAGCAACAUUCCUGCCAGCCAUCCCGUUGAUCCAGGACAGAGGUACACUGUGUUGGAUUUUAAUGCGGAGGAUCUUGCAAAACAACUUACCCUAAUUGAUGCAAGGAACUUCCACAACAUUGAAAUUCCAGAAAUCCUUGCUUGGGGCAAAGAACAGAAGGAGGAACUCUCACCAAAUUUGUGCAUUUUCACAGAUCACUUCAACAAGGUUUCCUAUUGGUGUCGCACCCAUGUUCUGUCAUUUGAGAAACAGAAGGACAGGGAGCAGGUCUACCUAAAAUUCCUGAAAAUCAUGAAGCAUUUACGGAGGUUUAAUGACUUUAACUCAUUCUUUGGAAUCCUUUCUGCACUGGACUGUUCUGCGGUAAGGAGGCUCAACUGGCCUAAACAUUUCCCAGAGAAUCUAGCGGAGUAUGCAACAUUGAUUGACAGCUCAUCAUCUUUCAGAGCUUAUCGUGAUGCUUUGGCACAAGCACAGCCACCUUGCAUUCCCUACCUUGGACUCAUCCUCCAAGAUGUCACAUUUGUUUACCAUGGUAACGCAGAUGAACUGCCUGAUGGCAAAGUGAAUUUUGUUAAGAGAUGGCAGCUCUUUAAUAUUGUUGACAAUGUACGACGAUUUAAACUUACUAGUUAUGAUUUCGAGUGGAAUGAUCAGAUUUCACAACUGUUUGCAGGAAUGGACAAUUUCUUGUCUGAAGAAGAUCUGUAUGACAGGUCUCUAAGACUAAAGCCUCGAGAAUGAAAGUAACUGCCUCUCCUAGUUCAAUUUGAUGACAUUUGUGGAUAUAUACACAAAGUGAAAAUAUUGCAUUCAUGCAGUCCAUAUAUUAUUCAAUCACAAUUUGAAAUUUUUCAGAAAAAUACGUAAAUUCCUUUUUUGUUAUUGUUGUGCAUAGUUGCAUGGUGAUAUUUUGGCCUUUUGUGGGCUUCAUAAGUAGUUUCUUGUCGGCUGAUUAAAUAUCGAUUGAAUUUUUUCAUGUUGGUGACUGUUAGCUCUACAAAAGAAAGGCAAUAUGGCACAACCAGAGACAAUGGCUGUAUAGAUCUGAGAAAAAUCAUUCAUCUGCUUAGGUGGCUCACUAAUUGGUUGCUUGACAACAAGCUGCAGUGAAAGCAAGCCAAGAGUAACAGGAAAAGGGAAUUUUACAAGCAUUGUUGAUUUGUUAUUUCAUAUCAUGGCUCGUGCUCCAAAUUGUGAUUGAGGCAACAAAAACUGCCGACUGCACAACCUGUAUUAUGCCAUAUUACCAAAUUUUCAUUAGGACUUUGUUCUGUUUUUAAAAGAAUAUCCUUGAGAUAAGAUAUGUAUGUUUUCCCAGGAUGCCAACAUUGGUUGAUUUUUGGGCACCAGGUCUAAAACAGCAUGUAUUAAGUCUGGACAAUUGGUCUAUGGAAAGCAAUUAGGAGAAAAUUCUGGAAAAUAAUUGAUAAAUCAAGCAUAGUCUUGUAAGGUUCAUAAAAGUAUGGUCAGUUAAUGUGAUCAAGCAGGUUUUAGCUUAUACUUGCAUGAUGUCAUACUAAAAUCUCCGACUGUCUUUAGUAGCCCAGUGUACCUAUCAUAUAGGAUUUUUCUUAGUCAUCAUUUGGCAAGAGGUAUUAUUGCAUGCAACAUUGAAGGCAGGUUUUUCAUAAUUUAACUGACGCACUCUGCAAUAUUGCUUCUGCGACAAUCUGUACCACUAUUAUCGAGCAGCAACUUGUACAAGAUACAUGACAGAAGUCAGUUUCAGUUGGCUUCUAUUUUAGGUUUUGAAUAUAACAUUUAAGGGUGAUAAAACAAAAUUGUGAAUUGUGAUCAAUAGGUAUAUAUAGUUCUCAGUUUUUUGGCCAGUGUAAACAUGCAUUAUGCAUAUAUUAUAUUUCCAGGGGAUAUAUUUUGUUUAUAAGAAAUGUUACUAUAUAGAUAAACUAUUCCAGUAUUAUCAAUAUUGUUUUUAUAUGCUUCUGAAACUGCAAUAUUAUUGAUGGGUUUCGAGGUCAAGGCUUGAUAGAAUAUUGCUGCUUUAGAUUAACUUUCAUGUUUCAGGAAAGUUGAGUGCAAUCUAUUUUAUGCAAUGAAAUAAUUUUUAUGAGAAAUAAGUGAGUGAGUAGUUACGUUUUGCAGUCUUUUUAAUUAUUAACAGAUUACAUAUUUUUGUAUUUUUGAAAACAAAUUUGAAAAGACAAUGGCAAAGGAGUUUCGAGUGAUCACUUUAAACCUGAGUUCGAUUUGAUUAUUGCAUAGCAAAGGGUAUGAUUGGAAAUAAAUUAUUUUUCUGUGUUUUUCAAAUUAUUUUGUGACAUGUACAUGUAAAUGCUUAACAUAAUUGAUGCGUUUGAAGUGAUUGAAUUUUCUGCUUUUGAGUCAAGCUGGCACACAGCAGGUUAAUAGAUAAUCUGUCUUUUCAUUGAUCUUAUCAGAUAAUGUUUGUUUCAGGAUGAAUUAUCUUUCUGCUACAUCCUGUCUGACUAUGCCCACUUGACGAAUUUUAUUUACAUGCCUUGAUAAGAAGAAAAUAAGCUUUACUUUGCUUAACUGGCUUAAACUAGUAUUGUGAACAGACAAACUGCAACGAGUUGUUGAAGGGUGGUUAAGCAACGGUUAAAUUUCUUUGUUGUAUGGUGAUUUUAAAAGUGAAGGUGCUUGUCUUUGUGAUGUUAUUCCAAGUUGUUUUUAUGAAAGAAAAGUUACAAUAAUGUCAUUCUUUCAGAAAGUUAACAUUGUGUCUCUGUGGGAGACAAUUGAAGUUACAGAUUUGGUAAAUUGCUUGGUGAGGUUCUCAUUUUUCAAUGCAAUCAAAUUUUAGAUUUCUCAAAGGAAGUUUUAAGAGGCAUAUAGAUACACAUAUUUUAAUCUGAAAAUAAUUUGCAUUUGUUAAAACUUUUUUAUUAUUCAUAACAACAGAAGUUUUUGUAAUAUUAAAAUUAUGAAGAAUUGAAA